AUGGACUUUUGGUCUCGUCUCAUCGGCGGCUCGCGCGCGCUGUCCAAGACCUCGCGGACCAGAUCACCCACGGAACGACUUACGGCGUUUAGACGCGCCUGCAAUGCCCUCCAGCAAAUAUGGCGCUCUACCAAUACUCCCUCCGCCGAGCAGUCAACCGCCCACGCGCGAUCCUACCUUGAGCGCCUCAACUCCAUCCUCAAUGACGAGUCCCGCGGACCAGCACCACAUCCGUGUGUGGCCUACGCGGCUUCUUCUCAAAUAUUUGUAACGGUCACCAAGCUUGCUUUAUCAUACUACGACGAUGGGGUGUUGCGGUCCGCCACUGUCUUUUUCAACACUCUCAUCGAUGCCGAGGUGGACGGGGUUGUGGAUAACAGGUUGUUCGCUCGCGCGUUAGUGGAUCUAGUCCGACGCGCUGACAAGACAUCGGGCGAAAUUGAAGGGAGAUUAGUCGAGCUGCUGUUUGGCAUUGCCAACAACAUCCGUCUGCAACCCGCCAUCUUACCUGCAUGGUUCGUGCCCCGGGCGACUCCUAUCGGUCCGGACAGGGAGUCGACAGCUCCGACGGAGUUCGCUGGUGCCACUCGCAAGGAUGAGUUCCCACUGUUUUACCUACUGGUCGACUACGUUCAUAAUGAUGGUCGCGCGGGUGACUUCGCGCCGUCGCGCUCCAAGAACCUGGAGAAAUGGUUGAUCGAGAGUGAUUUGGCCACACUGAUGGCUACCGGACUGGGUGCGCUGUAUAGUCAACUAGGAAGCUUGGAAUAUGCGUCCACCGACGACAACGUCCCACGCAUCAUCGAGCUAUCUGAUCAUGCGAAGGAGGUCACGGCCUUGCAGCCCGCACUCGGCGAAACUAUGGACGCGUUCAUGUCUUACCUGUUGUUUUGGCAGGACACCAUCGACCACUGCAAAUCCGCCGAGGUCAACGACACCCUGUUGGACCAUUUCCAGGUGCUAUUUCUUGAACAACUCUUAUACCCCUCAUUGUUGGAAUCGUCUGAUGUCGCAGGUGGUUCGACAGCAGCCGUACUGACCUACAUGUGCCGGAUCUUGGAUUCAAUCGACCAGGGCGAAUUGGUCCACCGGAUACUGCAUUUCCUACUUGCUUCUUCUCCACCAUCCGAGGAACAGAUGGACAUGUCAGCAAGUCGCCGAAAGUCCCUCAAUGUUUUGGCAGCGUUAGCCUCCGAAGCCGCUCAGCCUUCUCCCUCACUCUUCAACCUACGAGACCUUGUCCUGCUGGGUCUUCAAUCCUCUAAUCGUCAGACGGUUCUGGCCACUCUACGACUGCUGAACGUUGUCCUGCAGCGACAUCACCCGUUCUCUCGGGCGUUGAUCCACACUGUACCCAGCCAACCCGCGCAGCAAAGGUCCGUCGGUGCAUUCAAUGCAGAGCUCGAACAGCUUCUGACUCUUAGUACAUCCAUUUUUGAUGACCCGAGUUUGAACGAGUCCUUUGAAGAGUACGUUGCGGACGCCACAUGGACACUCGAAUCCCGCCUUUGCAUCCCGGUUUCUGCUGCAGACGAGGCCGAAGAUGCGAUUCCCUUGCCAUUGCAGCUCCAGCAGGACGACCCGAUUGUCCAGGGUCUUCUCCACUGCGUUGAGUCAUUUUUCACCAACAGCGUGAUCGUCAACCUCGCAUUGACCGGAGUCUUGAUGAGUCUGGCCUCGUCGCACCUGUUCUCAUUGGACGGCUGGAUAUUAGUCGACCCAGCCAGCUAUGACACAUCUGGGGAAUCGCACGAGCUCGACCCCAUUCACCGAGCAUAUCAAAUCCCAUCUUGGUCCGCAACCGCCAAACCGACCCUGACCGCGGCCCUUGAACGACUCGUAGACCAGGUUCGCCAAUGGCAGCAGGAUCUGCCCGAUUUCGAUGUCCUAGUUGCUGCCCGGCGCGAUUUGCUGCAUCUAAGGGAUCGGCCAGAAACGCCCUCCCGUUCGCAACAGCCGUCUGAACCAAUCUCGGAUCGUUCGCGCCCCUCGUACCCGGAUCACCCGAUGCCUCUCUUCCUGCAUCCCGAGGUCGAUCUCCGAAUCCUAUCAGUACCCCAGCCAGGUGAGUCCUCGCGACCGACUGAGUCGCGUGGAUCAUCAGCCUCGCGGGCAGCGACUGCAGAGACCCUGCGCCAGCGACUAGCGACUCCAUUCCCGCCCCGCGAGGCGUCAGACGGGGAAAGUGCCGAUCCCGAAAAUGCCCCGGUCACGCUAGGCCACGUGCUAACGAAUGUGGUGAUUUUAUACGAGUUUCUCCUGGAGCUUUCGGCGGUGGUGCAAGCCCGGGGGAGUCUGUUCGAGGAGGCCGGCUAUAUGUGA
Penicillium maclennaniae is the source of this 2322-nucleotide messenger RNA. RefSeq lists its product as uncharacterized. Lineage: Eukaryota; Fungi; Ascomycota; Eurotiomycetes; Eurotiales; Aspergillaceae. The transcript has 7 exons. The record is from RefSeq and is a predicted model, not a curated record. The coding region runs from base 1 to 2322 and encodes 773 amino acids.